Molecule: messenger RNA, 1708 nt
Organism: Gymnogyps californianus (California condor)
Lineage: Eukaryota; Metazoa; Chordata; Aves; Accipitriformes; Cathartidae
Gene: TECRL
Product: trans-2,3-enoyl-CoA reductase like
Exons: 12
Coding region: 1-1092 (363 amino acids)
Biological process (GO): very long-chain fatty acid biosynthetic process
Molecular function (GO): oxidoreductase activity, acting on the CH-CH group of donors
Source: RefSeq, a predicted model, not a curated record
AUGCACAGGAGGCAGAAACCCAGUGCUCCAGAACACAAGAGGGAUCUUGCAGCUCAUGGAGGAGCUCUGUCCAUGUCCCACAAUGACACACGCUCUUUUUUCAACUUCUCUCAGCUUGUGCUCGCUGCUGGCCAUCUCAGAUCACCACCAGUGCUCAAACAUUCAAAAAUCACUUACUUUGAAGUGGAAAUUCUUGAUGUGCAAAGCAAGAAGCAGAUCUGCAUUGUGGACAAGGUACCUCCAUCAUCUACCCUUCUUGAAGUGAAACACAAAUUUCACAAAGCAUGUCCCCAGUGGUACCCUUCCCGUGUUGGCCUGCAACUAGAACGCAAUGGGCCCUAUUUGAAGGAUUCCAUUAACAUUCAAAGCCUUGCCGUUUCCUCCAUCAUUACACUGUAUUUUACAGACCUGGGUCAGCAGGUCGGUUGGACCACAUUUUUUCUAACAGAAUACACGGGGCCUCUUCUAAUAUAUCUGCUCUUUUACAUUCGCCUCUCAACUAUUUAUGAUCAAGUGGAAAGUACGAAGAACUUCCGCCACCCAGUGGUUCACUUGGCCUGCUUCUGCCAUUGUUUACAUUACAUCAGACAUCUUCUGGAGACAUUAUUUGUUCACAAGUUUUCUGGAGGGCACACUCCUCUGAAGAAUAUGAUAAAGGGCUGUGCCUUUUACUGGGGAUUCACUUCUUGGAUUGCAUACUACAUCAACCAUCCACGAUAUACGCCACCAUCAUUUGGCCACAGACAAGUUUCUUUUGCUGCCCUUGCUUUUCUGAUGUGUGAAGCUGGAAAUCACUUUAUCAACGUAGCUUUAGCUCACCAAAAUCAUUCAGGAAGUAAAGCCUGUUUUCCAAGUCCAACCUACAACCCCUUCACGUGGCUUUUCUUGCUGGUAUCCUGUCCCAACUAUACAUAUGAGGUUGGGUCUUGGAUUAGUUUCACAGUGAUGACACAAACCUUGCCAGUUGGCAUUUUUGCUUUCCUGAUGGUCAUCCAGAUGUCUCUCUGGGCCCAAAAGAAACACAAGCUGUACCUGAAGAGAUUUUAUCCAGAGGUGCGGAGAAAAGCAGCUAUGAUUCCUAUCAUCUUCUAAGCUCUUCACAAGAGUUGGAGCCUAAGUGUACAGUUCAAGAGCUAACUCAGAGUAAAUGAGCCAUUUCAUUCGGUCACCAAAGUGGAUCAGAAGCUGAACUACUGGAUAUCUUUUUCAGAAAAUUAACAGUUCAAGACGAAGAGCUUUUAAUUAAGUAAAAAAAUAUAGCUCUUGAAUUCUUGGUUCCUGCUAAAAGAUAUGACUUAAUUAGAUUUUCUGUAAUGGAGCUAAUUGGAAAGGGACAAGAAAAUUGCUUAUAUUGAAUGUUAGGCUAGAUAUUUAGCUGGUGUAAAUGGGCACAGAUGCUGUUAAAAUUAACGAAUACAGCCCAUCUGCAUGCAUUCAGGUCUGGUGAUUUUAAGGUUCAGUGUUAGAUGUUGAUGAGAGCCUUGGAUUUUUGCAUCAGAAGAUGUUUCACAGCCUUAUUUUUAUUAAACUGCGCAGAAACAGCACGUUCUGCCUCAGCUCCUCUAAAGCAUCACAUCAAAGAAUGACCGCUAUGCUGUUGACACAGUUUAGUCCACCUUUACAAGGUUUUUCUUUCUUUCUUUUUUUUUUUUUAAUUGAAUCUCAUAGCAAAUUGUUCAAUACAAAUUGGCUUAAAUUGAUCACUGCA